UCGUCAAAUAAAUCACACACCCCUCACCUUCAACUCCAUCAAUCAGAUUCAGACCGCGCAUUAUUUAGUAGUUUACAAUACAUUACUCACACACUCGCUCACUCACUCACUAUACUACUACUAAAACAAACAAUACAAAACAAACCUCCAGGCACCAUUCUUGUCAGAAAAGAAAACAAACGAUAUGAUAAACUAAACACUCGAGAGAAAUCUGAGUUUGAAAGCCGAAGCCGAAGCUGAAGCUGAGCCACAUUUGGUGUUUUUUUAGCUAGCUAGCUAGCUAUAUAUGGCUGCUGCGCUGGAGUGCUGGUCGAGCCGAGCCAGUACUGACGAGGACAUGGUGGAGCAGGUGCUGAUGAGAACGAACGACAGAUCGGAGGGCUCGCCCAAGGGGAUCUCCUCAGCUGGCUCGGGAGGCGUAGCCGGAGCUGGAGCUGGAGCCAGUAAGGAGUCUUCGGCAAUGCAGAAGCGGCUACAGAAGCUGAGCCGGAACGUGUCGGAGGCACUCGCUUCGUUCAAGAACACGCUGAAUCUGGACUCCGCACGUGACGUGCCACCUCUCUCUUCCCCGACGACGACGACGACGACGUCGUCUUCGUCAAAGGUGGAGAGCUGUAGAAAGGUGGUGUGGGGUAGCGUUGUAAGGAACCUCACUCAGUUGUACCCAGGUAGCCAGCUCCCUGAGAAGCUCGUCUCCAACAUUCGCAAGCAUUAUGAUUCAUUGCCACUCAGUUAUGCCCAAGCGGGAUUUGAUAUGAAAGAAGUGUUUCUUCAUAUUAAGUUGAUAGAGGAGGCAUCAGGGGAUGACCAACCAGCGAUGUUGAUUCAAGAGGCGUCAGAUGAUGAAGCUCAAGGUGAAGGGUGUGCAUAUAAGCUCACAUUUGCUUGUAACUCUUCGAUUUCAUGGCCGGCGAUGUCGGGGGCAUUGGAUAAUGUCUCCAUUUGCUGCAAGAAGAUACAGAUCUUUGAAAAGAAGGGGUUUACUCUUGGGGUUGUUAUUCUUCUGGUUCAAGCUGGGCAAGAGAAAUCCUUCAAGACCCGGGUCGAAAAUGCUCUUAAAUAUGCUAUUAAGAAGCCGAAAACUAGUACAGUGAAGCUCCCAUUUGGGCUUUGUGGGUGUCAGGAAGAGAGCACCAGAGGGAGAGACUUUGGGGAGAUUGAAGAAGAACCUGGUGACCAGAAUUUUAGAAAUGGGAUUGAAAAUUUGAACACUAAUAUUCAACUUCAGAUGCCAUUACCAACUUCGUCUUUCGUUGUUUCAGUCGAUGAAUGGCAAACGAUUCAGUCAGGAGGAGAUGAGAUUGGGAAAUGGCUGUUGAGCUCGGAUAGUCUUGAGUUUAUUGAUCAGAUUGGACCCAAUUCGUUUAAGGGAGUUUACAAGGGCAAAAGGGUUGGAAUUGAGAAGCUUAAGGGGUGUGACAAGGGGAAUUCUUAUGAAUUUGAGCUCCGAAAGGAUCUGUUGGAGCUGAUGACUUGUGGACAUCGAAACAUUCUGCAAUUCUAUGGUGUAUGUGUCGAUGAAAAUCAUGGGUUGUGUGUGGUGACAAAGUUGAUGGAAGGUGGAUCAGUUCAUGACUUAUUGCUAAAGAGCAAGAAGCUUCAGAGUAAGGAAAUUAUCAGAAUUGCUGUUGAUGUAGCCGAGGGUAUUAAGUUCAUGAAUGAUCAUGGUGUUGCAUAUAGAGACCUAAAUACGCAAAGGAUUUUGUUGGACAGGCAUGGAAAUGCUUGCUUGGGGGAUACAGGUAUUGUUGCUGCCUGCAAGAGUGUUGGUGAGGCCAUGGAGUAUGAAACUGAUGGUUAUCGGUGGCUAGCUCCAGAGAUAAUUGCAGGCGACCCGGAGAGUGUUUCUGAGACAUGGAUGAGUAAUGCAUAUAGUUUUGGGAUGGUAAUAUGGGAGAUAGUGACUGGUGAGGCUGCUUAUUCUGCAUAUUCACCUGUGCAAGCAGCAGUUGGGAUUGCUGCUUGUGGCCUUAGGCCAGAGAUCCCCAAGGACUGCCCACAAAUUCUAAAAUCUUUGAUGACAAAGUGCUGGAACAAUAUUCCUGCAAAGCGUCCUCAAUUUUCUGAUAUUUUAUCGAUAUUGCUGCGGCCAAACAACAACAGCAACAACAAUAACAGGUAAACAUAUAUUUAAUUUCUGUGGCACCUCAUCUGUUGAUACUAGUUAAUGCAAAACAGCCCCUGGUUUAGGAGUUGCUAAGCGCAAGUGUAGAUCCAAGAAGCUUAUAUAGCAGAAAUGAAGAUAUAAUAUUUGUCCUUUUUUUUA
This is a messenger RNA of Quercus robur (English oak), 2266 nucleotides long. RefSeq lists its product as uncharacterized. Gene Ontology annotation, biological process: protein phosphorylation. The record is from RefSeq and is a predicted model, not a curated record. Lineage: Eukaryota; Viridiplantae; Streptophyta; Magnoliopsida; Fagales; Fagaceae. Gene Ontology annotation, molecular function: ATP binding; protein kinase activity. Bases 287 to 2122 code for a protein of 611 amino acids. The transcript is spliced from 3 exons.